Messenger RNA from Humulus lupulus (European hop), 1637 nucleotides. Its product is annotated as choline/ethanolaminephosphotransferase 1. NCBI's taxonomy places the organism in Eukaryota, Viridiplantae, Streptophyta, Magnoliopsida, Rosales, Cannabaceae. The record is from RefSeq and is a predicted model, not a curated record. Bases 242 to 1411 code for a protein of 389 amino acids. Gene Ontology annotation, biological process: phospholipid biosynthetic process. Gene Ontology annotation, cellular component: membrane. The transcript has 20 exons. Gene Ontology annotation, molecular function: phosphotransferase activity, for other substituted phosphate groups.
GGCUGGAAAGGAGUUUUUUUCUUGAGUUUUAAUCUUUCUUUGCUUGUCAACUUUUUUUUUUCAUCACUCUCCUCCUACUUCGGACGGGAGACAAUACUUUUCCCUUUCUUUUUUAUGUGCUCCAACACAAUACCCACUCUCCAUCGCUCUAUCUCUACCAUUUAAAGAGGUUUUAUUGAGACUUGAAUCGAGUUUUAUUUUUCGAGGCUAGUUAAAGUUUUGCCUUUAGAAAAGAAGAGGGAUGUGUUAUAUUGGAGCACAUGGUAUAGCUGCACUGCACAGAUAUAAGUACAGUGGAGUAGAUCAUUCGUAUCUCGCCAAAUAUGUCUUGCAACCCUUCUGGAGUCGCUUCGUUAAAAUCUUUCCCCUUUGGAUGCCUCCGAACAUGAUAACUCUAAUAGGAUUCAUGUUCUUACUCACAUCUGCGAUGCUUGGCAUUAUUUAUUCUCCUCAGUUGGAUUCACCUCCUCCAAGAUGGGUUCAUUUUGCUCAUGGAUUACUACUGUUCUUAUAUCAGACCUUUGAUGCUGUGGACGGGAAGCAAGCAAGACGGACAAAUUCUUCAAGUCCAUUGGGGGAACUUUUUGACCAUGGAUGUGACGCACUUGCUUGUGCCCUUGAGUCAUUGGCUUUUGGAAGCACUUCCAUGUGUGGAAGAGAUACUUUCUGGUUCUGGGUGAUUUCAGCUGUUCCAUUUUAUGGUGCAACAUGGGAACAUUACUUCACAAAUACCCUUAUUCUUCCGGUUGUUAAUGGACCUACCGAGGGUCUCGUGCUUAUAGUCGUAUGUCAUUUCUUCACAGCUAUUGUGGGUGCUGAAUGGUGGGCUCAACAGUUUGGCAAGUCUAUGCCCUUUUUAAGUUGGGUUCCAUUUAUUAGUGAAAUCCCAACAUCCAGACUUGUGUUGUUCUUCAUGGUAGCCUUUGCUGUUAUACCAACAAUUUCAUUCAAUGUGCACAAUGUUUACAAGGUCGUUCAAGCAAGGAAAGGAAGCAUGCUACUGGCCCUGGCAAUGCUUUAUCCUUUUGCUGUACUUCUAGGCGGAGUCCUUGCUUGGGAUUAUUUGUCUCCAUCUGAUAUUAUAAGGAGCUAUCCACAUUUAGUUGUACUUGGAACUGGACUUGCUUUUGGAUUCCUCGUGGGGAGAAUGAUACUGGCUCAUCUGUGUGAUGAACCAAAGGGUUUGAAAACCGGAAUGUGCAUGUCACUAUUGUAUAUCCCUUUUGCCAUUGCAAAUGCGCUCACAGCCAGAUUGAAUGAUGGAGUUCCUUUAGUUGAUGAAAGCUUGGUUCUUCUUGGUUACUUCCUAUUCACACUUGUGCUCUAUUUGCACUUUGCCACAUCAGUAAUUCAUGAAAUCACCACAGCCUUAGGAAUUUGUUGCUUCAGGAUAACAAGGAAAGAAGCUUAAAAUCCGUUGAUGUAUUCUUCAUGCUGGCAAGCUUACAUUGAUGCAGCAACUGCCAAGGUUUUGGCUAAAAUAUAUUUUUGACAACAUUGAUGACAGUUGUGUUAUGUAAUGGAUUGUUUACCGAGUUGCCGAAUAAAAUUAGGCAUGUUAUUUUAAUUUAUAUAGUGUAUGGUGUUUUGAUGUUACACAAAUUGGCCAAUUGAUUCUUUCAGUUUGUUAUUUAUAA